UGAUAAAUUUAAUUCCGACACUCUCUCGGAUAAUCCUCUCAUAAAUGAAAUUGUUGCUUUAAUAGGACGCCUGUACAGUAUGUCUUCAUUACCAAGGAGUAUUGUUCAACUUGUAGUUGAGAGUGUUACAGAAAUGAUGAGAAGUCUGUCUACAUAUUUAAAGUCUAUAAUGGAACAAUUAGAAUUAACAUCUCAACAUGUUUUGGCAAUUUCAAACGUUUUUUCGGAUUUAUUAAAUGUUCUUGAAGAACUUGGUAGUGAGUACCUACGAUUUAAGUACUUCACAAAUUUGAAUACUUAUAUAAAACCAGAAACUUUUAUAAUUGGAGAGCAGCCGUCAUUGCAAAAAUUAAGAUCAAGAAAUGACAUUUCUAAUUCCACUGCAAUGACAUUUAAAAAAAUAGAAGGUCAAAUUAUUCCUUUAAGGAAAAUUUUUAAGUUGUUUUUAGAAUUACCAAAUAUUUUUCAAACUAUAAUGUCCUACAUGCAAAAAGAAAUGUCACUUCCACCGCAUUUACUAUCAAGUGUGUUUCAAGGCCAAAUAUGGAGGAAUUUAGUGCAAAAGUAUCCAAAUGAUAAAAUUAUACUACCACUACUAAUUUAUUUCGACGACUUUGAAUGUUGCAACCCUCUGGGAAGCAAAGCCGGUGUAUACAAAAUUGGAGCAACCUAUGUGUCCUUGGCUUGUAUUCCUCCCGAGCUUGCUACAUUAUUGGAAAAUAUUUUGGUAUGUUGCUUAUUUUACUCUUCAGAUCGAACUGCUUUUGGUAAUAAAAAGAUAUUUUCGAAACUAAUGGACGAGUUGAUAUUUCUUGAAACCCAAGGCAUAACCAUAAACUUUAAUGCCAAAAAAAUUAAUGUGUAUUUCACUGUUGUAACCGUUCUUGGUGAUAAUUUAGGACUUAAUUCAAUUUUAGGGUUUACUGAGAGUUUUCAGGCAAAUAAUUUUUGUCGUAUAUGCAAAAGUACCAAAGCUGAAAGCAAAACUCAAUUUGUGGAGGACCCUUCCCAAAUUCGUACAGAAGAAAAUUAUCUCCAAGAUGUUGAAACUCUUUCAGCUGGCAUAAAAGAACCCUGUAUCUUUAAUCAAUUACCAAAUUUUUCAGUAGCUAGGAAUACAUCAUGCGAUAUCAUGCACGAUAUUUUGGAAGGUAUCCUACGAUAUGAAAUGGCUUAUUUGAUUGACCACUUACUGACAAAAAAAUAUUUCACUUUAGAUAAUUUAAAUAAUCGAAUUUGUUAUUUUAAUUUUGCUGCAGUCGAUAUAGGAAAUCCAUUGGUUGAAAUUAAACCUGAACAUAUUAAAAAAAAAGUACCUUAUAAUGAGUGCUUCGCAAAUGUUAGGGUUUUUUUCAUAUUUCGGCAUACUUAUUGCUGACUUAGUUCCAGAAAAGGACAGUUGCUGGGAAUUGUAUACUAUACUGUAUCAAAUAAUAGAUAUUUUACUCAGUCGAAUCAUUUCAAAACAGACAAUAGAGUAUCUUGAAAUUUUAAUUGUAGAACACCACAGAUUAUAUUGCGAGUUAUUUGAUCAGACAUUAAAACCAAAACACCAUUUCAUGAUCCAUUAUCCUACAGUUAUUUUGAAUUUAGGACCUUUGAGACAUAUUUGGUCAAUGAGAUAUGAAGCAUUUCACAAAGUUUUAAAAUCUACUGCAAAUUCUGUAACUUCCAGAAAAAAUAUUCUUCUUACAUUAGCUACUAAACAGCAGCUCAGACUUUCAUAUAGAUUUUUAAGUAGACAAGGGUUUAAUGACAACAUUACUUGUGGAAAUUUUGAGGAUCUUGCAUCAUUAAAAGAUUUUUUUAUUUUGAAACAAUUACUCGAAAAGAAUCAAAUAGAAAUUGAUAAUCUGUUUCAUACGUCUUGGCUAAAAGUAAAUAGUUUUGAAUAUAAAUUAGGGUAUGCUUCUCAAAUUAAUAAUGACGAAGAAACUGAUCUACCCUCGGAUCUACCACAGUUUGGCACAAUAAAAUACAUACUUGGAAACAAAAUGCAAAAUAUAUUUUUUUUAAUAAUUCAGCCACUUCAUUUAAUCGGUCUAAAUACUCAUAUCGGUGGAUACGAAGUGUUAGAUUCUAUGUCAACGCAUGAUUCAAUAAAUUUGAUCGUUAUGCCCAUAGACCGCCUUCCAAACCACUUAUGUCAUAACAUUCAUACUAUGGCAAACGGAACUAAAGUCAUAUGUGCCCUUCAAUAAGGAUCAUGUUUUAUUUUUUUUCUAUAUACGACAAUACUAUUUUUAUUGCCAAAGAAUGUGUUAUUAAGUUUUUAAUUUUUGUUUUAUAUAUUAUAUAAUAUUGUAUAUUAUGUAUAGU
This is a messenger RNA of Photinus pyralis (common eastern firefly), 2319 nucleotides long. RefSeq lists its product as uncharacterized. NCBI's taxonomy places the organism in Eukaryota, Metazoa, Arthropoda, Insecta, Coleoptera, Lampyridae. The transcript is spliced from 2 exons. The coding region runs from base 80 to 1378 and encodes 432 amino acids. The record is from RefSeq and is a predicted model, not a curated record.